This is a messenger RNA of Cladophialophora immunda, 243 nucleotides long. RefSeq lists its product as uncharacterized. The transcript has a single exon. Lineage: Eukaryota; Fungi; Ascomycota; Eurotiomycetes; Chaetothyriales; Herpotrichiellaceae. The record is from RefSeq and is a predicted model, not a curated record. The coding region runs from base 1 to 243 and encodes 80 amino acids.
AUGAGCGACGGCAACAUGAUGGACUUAGGGGUGGAAUAUGGAGUCAGGAGCAUGCCUACAUUGAUGGGAUUUGGUGGGCGCAGAGCGGAAAGAGUUACGGAUCGAUUGGUCGACACGAGGGUGAUGAGCGACGAGAAAGCAAUGGCCAAGUGGAUUGACCAAGAGAUGAAGAAGGGUGAUCCGUUUCCAAGCUCGAGUCAAGCUGGAGGUGGAGGGUUUCUGGCGAGGAUUUUCGGGUCCUGA